Molecule: messenger RNA, 1380 nt
Organism: Pochonia chlamydosporia 170
Lineage: Eukaryota; Fungi; Ascomycota; Sordariomycetes; Hypocreales; Clavicipitaceae
Product: zinc finger domain-containing protein
Exons: 2
Coding region: 1-1380 (459 amino acids)
Source: RefSeq, a predicted model, not a curated record
AUGGGUCAAAACACAGAACUGCAACCGGCUCCCGUCGAGCGUCUUUCUGUCGAGCUCGUUCGAAUGAUACUCUCCGAUCUGCCCGAUGUAUCCUCCCUGCAGGCGGCAGCCUUGUCAUGUCCGCUGUUUUACAAAGCAUUUUCGGGGGCAGAAAAUACCAUCACAACACAGGUGUUGCUCAGAAAUAUUGACAAGAGCCUGUUACCCGAAGUACUACUUGCAUUUAAGUCCUCCGGUUUGCACUGGCGUCGCAUGAGGGAUAAUCGCAGACAGGCCGUUGCCGACUUCAUCACUCAAAACCUUCAUCAGCGGACGGUUCUGCCCCCCUCCUGGCCACUUCGGAAAGCAAUUCACUUUGAACGGCUUAACUUUUGCGUCAAAGAGUUGACCGAGAUGUUUAUUCAAGCAACUCUAACUAGGAAUCCCAUAAAUCAGUCCAAAGCUGCUGCCACUUGUCAGGAGACACAUCGCAUCCAACGGGCAUUCUAUAGGUUUGAGAUAUACCGCAAUCUCUUCAGUGAACGCCCAAAACCAUAUUAUGAUACGCCCGGAGAAGAAAGCCCGCUCUUUUUCGCCAGCUUUUCCCCAUGGGAGAACGAGCAGCUUGGCUGCGUCCAUGACUUCCUUGUCCAAGCUGUCUCGCCAGCUUUCAAUGAUGUUGCAGAACACGACGUUGCUUGGGGCGCAUUUAAUGUGAACUACGGGGACCUAAUCGACUCCCCCUACAUCCAACACGUUCUGUCACUGGGAUUGGAGGAGUUGCACAGAAUCACCUUGGCGUCAACAUACGAAGAACGGUAUCGGCUCCUAAACACCCCCAGCGGUCCACCCGCCACGAACGGCUUUUUGCAAGAUGCGCUAGAAACCGCAAACAACGCAAACGAGGACCUCUUCCUCGACCGCCUGACACCAGAGCAGGAGGCUCUCCAUAUCAAGAAGCCAUUCUUCGCUGAUCCAGAUUCAGGUCCCAGGGAUGUUUGGCUAUGGGCACAUAAAGUAGAGUCUUGGGCAAAUUGGGUGUACCAAGAAAACCGGCGCCAGCUACGUCAAUGGGGAUAUGUUAUGUGGGAUAAAAGCCGAUUGGAGACGGCCGGUGUCUUGCAAGAGCCCUGGUAUGAUCCAACUGGUACCCCUGAGUGGCUUUUGCAGGAAGAAGAAGCUGUUCGUCAACGAGGGUACAUGCAGAACUCAUGGGAGAAGAGAGAACGGAUCCGGAUGAAGGGUGGAAGCGGUUGGUGGAGUUGGGGGGAUGAAAGCAAGGUGAAGUGGCCGAAAAAUAUAUUCUUUCCUGGACAGGGAAGGUCGGUUCCUGGAAAUAUCAAACCUGCAUCGCUUCGAGAGGCUCGGGAGUUGCUGAGUAUGAUGAAGCUACCUAAAUAG